Messenger RNA from Bursaphelenchus okinawaensis, 1181 nucleotides. Lineage: Eukaryota; Metazoa; Nematoda; Chromadorea; Rhabditida; Aphelenchoididae. The record is from the annotation of a GenBank genome assembly.
AUGAUAUCAGAUUUCCUUCGUGAAUAUAAGGAUGGCGUGAUCGCUUCGUUGGACGGGUUUUUGGUUCUCUAUAAGCUAGAUCAGGACAAUACAAAGCCUGUGGAUGUGGUACAAAGGGCAUCAUCAGCUGAACCGAAUCCACGAAUGACGAUUCUGGAGAGGCGGAGGUUAAAGGAGAAGGAACGUACUACAGACAGAAGAAAGAGUACCACACCGCCGGCGAUUGUUAGGAAAAAGACUCCAGCUUAUUAUAGGGUUCUUCAGGUAUGUUUUUAUUGAUUUUGUUGGAAUUUAGAGCUGAUUUGAAGGAAUUACCCUGAAUACGGGGGAUUUGAUCAAGGGUAUUAUCGAAAAAAUAUAAUUUUUGAUGGAAUCUUUUAAAAUUCAGUGUUUAAAUGAGUUUAAAGACAAUGAGGACAUAGUAAAAUAUUUUCUCCGUGAUUUCUUGUUACCUAAGUUCACUUUUAACAUCGUUUCAGUGCGUUUUCCUCAAUGUGAUAUCAAUUUUCUUUGUCCAACUGAUGGUGUGGGUCACAGAAACAUUGUUUCCGGACAAAUAUGGUUGGCUCAACACAGUAUUUGCUACAUUUCGACUGGCAUUAGUUCUACCCAUCUUUAUUAUCAUAAGAAUCCUCAGCACAUUAUGGUUUGCCGAUGUAGCCAAUGCUGCUUUUCGCUACAGAGGAAGAACGAUAACAACGAGAUCUAAUGUUGAGAUUAUGUUCUCCAAGACCGCUUCAGACUUUGUCCAUGCUAUUGUGGUUGAAUUGGUCUUCUUGCUACAAGCUAUGGUUGUAAUGGCACUAUCAGUACCGGUUUUGAGCCAAGUCGGAGGAUUUAUAUUGAUGUCUUUGUUGCACUCGUUGUACAGCUUUGAGUACGUGUGGAUGAGCAGUGGAGUAUCGAUGAAUACUCGUUUGAUAUUGGUGGAACGUCGAUGGCCUUUUCACUUGGGCUUUGGGACACUGUUGACGAUAUUAACCAUGCUUUCGGACAACUUUAUGAUCAAUUCAUGUGUGUUUGGAGCAGUUUUUCCUUUCUUCAUAGUCAGCUCCUUCUUAACCUCGAUUCCGGAGAAUAAGGAUUCGGAAAUCACACCGGUACACUUUUUUCACAUUUCUCAGGUCAUUACCAACAAGUUAUCAGCAACUGUCUUUGGUCGGAUUCGAUCAUCAACGUGA